Messenger RNA from Thlaspi arvense, 2709 nucleotides. The record is from the annotation of a GenBank genome assembly. NCBI's taxonomy places the organism in Eukaryota, Viridiplantae, Streptophyta, Magnoliopsida, Brassicales, Brassicaceae.
UUUUGCACUUGUAUGUGUAAUAUUGUAAUCUAUUAAUCCUCCAUAGCCCAUCUGAUUCUUUUUCCGUUCCUCUGCAAAGACCGAGCCCAUCGAUAAUGAUGAACAAAGGCGGUGGUGCCGGUGGAGGUUUGGCCGGAUCCGGUGGAGGAAGCGGACCGACGGCCGCCGCAGCUGCCGCUGCCUUACAAAAGCAAAAGGCUUUGUUGCAGAGAGUUGAUACUGACAUCACAUCUGUCGUCGAUAACUUCACGCAAAUCGUCAAUGUCGCGAGGGUGAAUGAUCUGCCGGUGAAGAAUUCGCAGGAAGCAUACAUGAUGGAGAUGCGAGCGUCUAGAAUGGCUCAAGCAGCUGAUUCUCUAUUGAAACUCGUAUCGGAACUGAAGCAAACCGCCAUCUUUUCUGGCUUUGCAUCACUUAACGAUCACGUGGAACAGAGAAUUGCAGAGUUUGAUCAAGAGGCCGAGAAGACAAAUCGAUUGUUGGCUAGAAUAGGCGAUGAUGCAUCGGCCAGUCUUAAAGAGCUCGAGGCUCACUAUUACUCUUCUGCUCAGAGAUUGGCUCUAGAUAUUUGAGGGAUUUUUUAACCCGUAAAAAUAGCAUCUGCGUCAUUUUUGUCUUACUUCUAUAGCCAAAUCCUUAGCCUACUAAUCCGAUAAAAAAUAUGGGCUUUUAAACCUCUAAGCUAUUUUUAAUCCAACUAUAUUUAUUCCUCUAUGCCAAAGCGGAAAGUAUGUAACAUUUGCUCAAAUUAUUCAAUGGAAAAGCUCUUUCAUGCAAUCAGAAAACUGUAAUGGAGAGCUUCUCUUUUAUUAUCUUCAAACAAUACAGAAAAAUAAAAAUAAUGGGAACUAAAUUUUACUCAAAAAUCCCAAGAAACCUGAGAUGUGGAAGGUAAAUAAUAAUAGUCUUUUAAGAUCACGACGUGUUCGCCUGUCUUCGUUGACAAUGAAGCUUCGUUAUAUUCGUGACGACAAGUAAUGUCGGAAUCUAUAUGAUAAAGCAAAGUCACCCAAAUUGAUGCUUUAAAGACAAAAAUCUUGGUUUCUUCUCACUACGUCAAGAAAUUCUUGAUCUUAAAUAUCUCGCCGACGAUGUUACUGAAACCUGGAAACAAGAUUGUCCCGCCGGAGACGAGUCAUCAUCGUGACUCAGCCUCAAGCUCAUCAAACCAUACGCCUCAACAACAAUCGCGCAAAGAUAUGGAGAAGCAAUUUGAACAAAAGACAAAGAAGAUUAAAGAACAUCUAGUAACAACAGAGCCGUCUCUUAUCAUCGAUAAUACUAUUCGUCCUGUUCACAAUAACAUGAGCUCACGAAGCAGCAGCGUUGAAAGCACAUCAUCUAAUAAGCCUCACACAGGAGGAGAUAUUAGGUGGGACGCAGUAAAUUAUCUAAAAACGAGGGGGAUCAAGCUCGGAAUCAGCGAUUUUCGCGUUUUGAAACGGCUAGGUUACGGAGAUAUCGGAAGUGUUUAUCUCGUUGAGCUUAAAGGAGCAAAAAAGACGACGUAUUUCGCGAUGAAAGUGAUGGAUAAGGCUUCUCUUGUGAGCAGGAACAAGCUGUUAAGAGCUCAGACGGAGAGAGAGAUUUUGUCUCAGCUUGAUCAUCCUUUCUUGCCUACUCUUUACUCUCACUUCGAGACUGAUAAGUUCUAUUGCUUGGUUAUGGAGUUUUGUAGCGGAGGCAAUCUUUAUUCCUUGAGACAGAAGCAACCCAACAAAUGUUUUACAGAAGAUGCUGCAAGGUUCUUUGCAUCAGAAGUGUUAUUAGCAUUAGAAUACUUACACAUGCUCGGAAUCGUAUACCGAGAUUUAAAGCCAGAGAACGUUCUGGUUCGAGACGACGGUCACAUAAUGCUCUCCGAUUUCGAUUUAUCUCUUCGAUGUUCAGUCAACCCAACACUCGUCAAAUCUUCCUCCGUCCACGUCAACGGCGGCGGAACCACCGGAAUUAUCGUCGACGAUGCGGUGGUGCAAGGAUGCUACCAACCAUCCACAUUCUUCCCACGAAUACUCCAAUCCUCGAAAAAAAACCGAAAAUCAAAAUCUGAUUUCGACGGAUCAUUACCAGAACUCAUGGCAGAGCCGGCAAACGUGAAGUCAAUGUCUUUUGUCGGAACUCACGAGUAUCUAGCGCCGGAGAUAAUCCGAAACGAAGGUCACGGAAGCGCCGUCGAUUGGUGGACAUUCGGGAUCUUCAUCUACGAGCUUCUCCAUGGAGCGACGCCGUUUAAAGGACAAGGAAACAAAGCGACGCUUUAUAACGUAAUCGGACAACCUCUGAGAUUCCCGGAAUGUUCUCAGGUGAGCUCGACGGCGAAGGAUUUGAUCAAAGGUUUGCUAGUAAAAGAGCCGCAAAAGAGGAUCGCGUAUAAGCGUGGCGCGACGGAGAUCAAGCAGCAUCCUUUCUUUGAAGGUGUGAACUGGGCGUUGAUUCGGGGAGAAACGCCGCCGCAUCCGCCCGAGCCGGUGGAUUUCUCGUGUUAUGCGAAGAAGGAGAAGGAGUCUUUGCCGGCGUUGGCGGCGACAGUCACCGACGGAGAGAAAAAGAAGACGAUCUGUAGUGAUCCUGAUUACAUUGAUUUUGAAUAUUUUUAGCAACAAUGAGGAUCAUAUUUAAAUGAUUUUUUCUUCUUCUUCUUUUUAUUAAUGUAACAUUUAUUAAUGGACUUUUUAGCAUAAUAACUAUAUUAUAAUAACUAUAUUGGGG